This is a messenger RNA of Cucurbita pepo subsp. pepo (vegetable marrow), 1223 nucleotides long. RefSeq names its product winged-helix DNA-binding transcription factor family protein. Gene Ontology annotation, biological process: nucleosome assembly; chromosome condensation; negative regulation of DNA recombination. The record is from RefSeq and is a predicted model, not a curated record. Gene Ontology annotation, molecular function: nucleosomal DNA binding; double-stranded DNA binding; structural constituent of chromatin. Lineage: Eukaryota; Viridiplantae; Streptophyta; Magnoliopsida; Cucurbitales; Cucurbitaceae. Gene Ontology annotation, cellular component: nucleosome; nucleus.
UUCUCGCAACUAAAUUACCAGUAAGAUAUCAAAUACCUUCAAUCUCUUGGCUGUACAUCCCAAUUUCAUCCCGAUUGUUUUCGCUUGCCAACUCAAUUCUUCUGUUCGUAAACCCUAAUCUUGCUUUUGGAUUGUGGAAUUUGAUCUCUUUUCUACUCCAAUGGCUACUGAGGAACCGGUCGUGCCGGUGGAGUCUGCGGCAGAGCCGACCAACGCUGAACCAGCAGAAGAGAAUCCAGCUAACAAGGCCGCGAAGUCGAAGAAGUCCAAAGAACCUAAAGAGAAGAAGCCUGCUGCUGCUGCUGCUAGAAAAACUAGAAAUCCUCCAACUCAUCCUCCGUAUGAAGAGAUGAUUAAGGAUGCAAUCGUCACGUUGAAAGAGAGAACUGGUUCGAGUCAGUAUGCGAUCACCAAAUUUAUUGAGGAGAAGCAGAAACAACUUCCUUCCAACUUUAAGAAGCUUUUGUUAUUCCAUUUGAAGAAACUUGUGGCUUCCGGGAAGUUGGUGAAGGUUAAGAGUUCAUUUAAGCUUAAGUCGGCGAAGUCGGCGAUUGUGAAACCUGCUUCUCCUGCCAAGAAGCCUGCAGCUGCGAAGCCUAAACCAAAAGCGGCCGCUAAGACUAAGGCUGUGGCUAAAUCUUCAGCGAAGCCGAAAGCCGCUGCAAAGCCGAAGCCGAAGACGGCUGCCAAGCCUAAGGCUGCUGCUAAACCUAAGCCUACGGCAGCCAAGUCGAAGAGCAGUGUUGUUGCGAAGCCCAAAGCUGCAUCGAAGACUAAAGCCGCUCCCAAGCCGAAAGCCAAGGAGAAGCCUGCCAAGGCUUCAAGGACAUCGACGAGAACCUCACCAGGGAAGAAGGCACCAGCUCCGAAACCGGCGGUGAAGAAAGCACCGGCGUCAAAGAAGGCACCGGCAAAAAGUGUUCCGGCUAAGAAAGUGAAAUCGCCGGCAAGAAAGGCUCCUGCUAGAAGAGCAAAGAAGUAAAGGAAAUAGAAGGAAUCUAGAAUUCGUAGCGGCGGUCCUGUAAAUCCGUUAUCGUACUGGGUGUAUCGACCCUUACAUGCCGUGCUAUAGAGGAGUCUUACUUUUCGAAUUUUUCUUUUAUUUGUUUAUUUGGUAGACCUUUCACCAAGAUGAUGUAUCGCUCAGCUUAGUUUUAAUGGAAAUUGUGUUAUCAAUUAGGAGCGUCGAUUUCGGUUCUCAACCAGUGGUUUCAAUGGGCAAA